This is a messenger RNA of Erpetoichthys calabaricus (reedfish), 4097 nucleotides long. Its product is annotated as LIM/homeobox protein Lhx2. The coding region runs from base 1168 to 2457 and encodes 429 amino acids. The transcript has 5 exons. Gene Ontology annotation, cellular component: nucleus. Lineage: Eukaryota; Metazoa; Chordata; Cladistia; Polypteriformes; Polypteridae. Gene Ontology annotation, molecular function: RNA polymerase II transcription regulatory region sequence-specific DNA binding; DNA-binding transcription factor activity, RNA polymerase II-specific. The record is from RefSeq and is a predicted model, not a curated record. Gene Ontology annotation, biological process: regulation of transcription by RNA polymerase II; neuron differentiation.
GGACUGAGAACGGAGCAGUGGUGUUUUAAUACGCUACCUCCAAUGCGUUACUAUAAUAAGAAUUCGGUGACCUAUGUGGAGCCAAUGGCGGCGCAGGGGGUUCUGUGACGUUGUGGUCCCUGUAGAAAAGGCGCGGAGUCUCGCGCAGGUCGGGAGAAUGCGGCUCCGCGGCGGCGACUGUCUUGAAGGGGAUUAUACAAACUGAACGUAUAGAGAACUCCUCCUCCUCAAUUACUCACACACAGCUCUGUUGGCAGGAGAGAGAGAGAGAGAGAAAAAAAAACUUCUUAAGAAAACAUCAUCUCAUUUAAGAGGUCCGCAGCCUUAGCGUCGAGAUCCGAUUCUGCUUUUUUUAUGUCUUGUUUUAUUCUCUUUUAUUUCUUAUUAUAAAGUUGAUUGCAGGAUUUUCGUUUAUUGCAAUUCUCAGUUUGGUAGGAAUUCCAAAGGCACCUUUUUUUCUUUUACCGCUCACAGAAAGACUCUUUCGAUUCUUGCAGAUUCCUGUCGGCGUCAGUGAGAUGCAGCAGCCUGCAUCGUUUCGACUUUUCGUUAAGUUUCAUUUGCUGCAGUUAAUGGUUUCUAGAACGCCGCGACUCGACCUAUUAGAGUUGUACAAUUAAAAAAAAAAAAAGCAGCCCAAAGUGCUGGGGACCGUUACUACUGACUCUUUUCAUUUUGGUAAACUUUUCAUUUUUUUUAUUUAAAUAAAUGUGUUCAGUGUGAAGCUGUAACCAGUUCCGCCUGAUUUCUUAGCUGCUCUUUAAAUAUUUAUCAUUUGAAUCAGGACCCUGGAAGAUUGAGAAGAGAUCUAAAACUUCAGACCUCACUAAUCAGACAUCUUCAGUUUUAUCAUUUGCCAUUGGUGGCAUUGAUUUGUACUACAAGAAUCUACGCGCACCGAUUUGGUGUAAUUUAUCUGCGCUGCAAGAAACAGGAAGAAGAACGUGAUUUAUUUGUUAAUAUCUAUGUCUAUUAGAUAAAAAAAAUCCAUGACUUGAACUGAAUAAUGUAACUUAUUGAUUUUAAAACUAAUUGAUGCCACCGAAACACGAUCAUUCGCCAAGCUUGUUUUAUUUUGUUUAGUUUAUUUUUUUUCCUUUCUUUUUUGUUGUCUCUCACUUCGGGACUGAUAAAGAACGGACAACUCAAGGUGGUCUAUCAGUAUAAAUGCAUGGGUUAGGUUUGCGCCUUAUGGAAGUUUUGGGCUGCAGAUCCGAAGAAAACACGUGUAAUUUUCACCCUUCGGCAGCGGCAGCAGCGAUGCUUUUCCACGGCCUCUCCGGGGGAGAGAUGCACGGCGUCAUUGACGAUAUGGACCGGAGAGUGAAAACUGACUCAUCGACGAUCAGCUCGGCCAUAGAUAUGGGAGAAACUGAAACGACUAUGCCCUCGAUAAGCAGCGACCGCGUGGCUCUGUGCGCUGGCUGCGGGGGAAAGAUUUCAGACCGCUACUACCUGCUCGCAGUCGACAAGCAGUGGCACAUGCGCUGUUUGAAAUGUUGUGAAUGUAAACUGAACCUGGAGUCGGAGCUCACCUGCUUCAGCAAGGAUGGCAGCAUCUACUGCAAGGAGGACUAUUACAGGAGAUUCUCCGUUCAGAGGUGCGCCAGGUGCCAUCUUGGGAUUUCUGCCUCAGAGAUGGUGAUGCGGGCCCGGGAUUUGGUCUAUCACUUGAACUGUUUCACCUGUACCACCUGCAACAAAAUGCUCACCACCGGCGACCACUUUGGCAUGAAGGACAACUUAGUUUAUUGCCGGCUUCACUUUGAGACUUUAAUUCAGGGGGAAUACCAAUCUCAUUUCAAUCACUCGGACGUAGCUUCCAACAAGGGCGCUGGACUUGGGGCUGCCAACACCCUCGGACUGCCUUAUUAUAACGGGGUCGGUACUGUCCAGAAAGGACGGCCACGGAAGAGGAAGAGCCCGGGACCUGGCGCUGACUUGGCGGCGUAUAAUGCAGCUCUGAGUUGCAAUGAAAACGACGGUGACCACUUAGACAGAGACUCCCAAUACACCUCCAAUCAGAAGACAAAGCGCAUGAGGACCUCUUUUAAACAUCACCAACUGCGAACCAUGAAGUCUUACUUUGCCAUUAACCACAAUCCGGACGCUAAGGACUUGAAGCAGCUAGCGCAAAAAACAGGCCUUACUAAAAGGGUUUUACAGGUGUGGUUCCAAAAUGCCAGAGCCAAGUUCAGGCGGAAUCUCUUGCGGCAGGAAAACACGGGUGUGGACAAAGCAUCGGAUGGCUCAACGUUACAAGGUGGAACACCAUCGGGCCCAGCGUCUGAAAUCUCCAACGCCUCGCUCAGCCCGUCCAGCACCCCUACCACGUUGACUGACUUAACCAACCCCACUAUGCCAACAGUUACGUCGGUUUUAACGUCAGUGCCUGGCAGUCUAGAGGUCCACGAAUCUCGGAGCCCAUCACAAACUACUCUGACCAGUCUUUUCUGAUGUUUCUUCUAUUUGCAAUUCCUAUGGAAAGAAACAAUUCAAAAGAAGAAAGAAUUUAAUUUUAUCCCAGGUCUGUUUUAGUCCCUUUGUAUGACUGACUACCUAACAGCACUAAAGAGCUUUUGUUUUUUUUUUUUGUUUGCUUUGCUUUUUUGAGGAUUGAAGCAACUGUUUUUUUUUUGUUUUGUUUGUUUUUUUCAACAACAUGUUUACAGACUGAAGAAGAAUGAAACUCAGAAACUCGUUCAUGGAUAUAAAAUGUGACACAACAUUUGUGUAACUGUACAGUUUUGCGGACCGAGUAAGGGAAUGAAUCGUCAAAAGUCAAGAGAGAACGACAGCAGCAUCACCUCCCCCAAAAGAUCUUGUUGUAUGUUGUGUAUUUUCAAAGACUGUCAUGUGCCUUAUACACUGUCUUUUUUUAUUACGCCAACUUUUCAUGCCCACCUCCUUUGAUCUGAAUUGAAUGCAGGUAUCUGAUUUUAUUUUCUCAAAUUAACAUUGGGCUUUUGCUUCCUUCGGUUAAAAUUUCAUGAUGACUGCUGGAUAGAUUUCAGGUGAUGUCUUGUGUGUUUCAAGCAUAUUACACGUCCUUAAAACACAUAGAGGGAGAGGUUGGCUGGUAAAACACAGUUUGGGCUUACUCGAUCAUUUUGGUAACUUUAUAUUUUUAAAUGACCAGGUCUGACAAUUUCCUAUCCAUCAUAAAUAAAUGUUCCAACCGUACAGCUUUCCUUGACUUGUGCCAGCUUCACUCCAUCUGUAAAUGGUCGUGUUUGAGAGAUCUAAAGAGGGCCUUUUUCAAAUUUUUUUUCAAAGGAUGUAGAGAAAGUGAGUUUAAUCCUCCCACCCUCUGUGUUUUGGGUGUAAUUGAUUUGAAACAUGUGCCCAGAAAAGAGGUUUGCAUAAUUUUACAAAAGUAAGAACAGCUACUUUUACCUUUCCAAAAUGCCCAGUUCUGUAGAUUUAAAAUCAGAUACAAUUUCUUGCUAUUGUGUAGUCAUGACAGUUUGUUUAAAUGACAUGAAGAUGUGUUUGAAAAUUGCACAGUAAAACGCCUAAUCUGGUCUUAAGUUUGACAUGUAACUUAAAUGCAAACAAUAAGAAGCUAAAGGAUACCAUUUUUGCCUUUAUCUAUUUUAGAUUUAAUAUGUCGAUCAAAGCUAAACAAGUAAACGAAACUGACAGUUGUAUUACCCACCGUCACAGUUCACAGAAACUGAAUUGGUUUUUGCUUCGUCGACUCAUUAUUAUGCAUUCAUUUUAAAAUGACUAUACCUCAAAAACAUAUAUACCUGAACUACAUUUUAAAAUGAAUCCAGUUUUAGUGAUCUAGGCACUCCUUUUGACACACACACACACACACACACGCUUGCGGAAAAAGAAUAUUCUGGUGAUAUUUGUUUAUUCCUUUAAUCCCACUUCUGAAAAGGAACAAAAAAGAGAAACAAACAGAAGUGGCUUUUUAAGUGUAUAAAAAAAAAAAGCAUUUGUAUUAAUUAGGAUGUAAAGGGUUCUUUUGUUUAUUUUCAAUGGCUGUAGUGUAAUAUAAUACAAAUGUAAUACAAAGUUUUUAUGCAUUCAAGUGUUGAAUCCGUUCAAAGAAAUAAAAUUACAAAAUAUGUUGAUUCUUCAGUGAA